AUGAGUAAGAAGAAACAAAAGAAGAAGCUAGAUGAUGAUCAAGGAGAGCAGCAGUCUCAGCAUGAUAUUCCUGUUACUCCAGUUCAUGUACUGCAGAGAGUGGGUAGGGAGCUUGGCAUUGCUGCAGAGAAGCUGACCAAGGACCAACUUGAAGCUGAUCCAGGAAGUGGCAGUUGGUUAGCAGAUGCUUUUGUGGAAAUUCAGUUAGGUGGGAAGAUGUCAGAUGAGGAAGGUAAUGAGGUGACUGAUCAUCAGUUAAUGGCAGGGAUGUUCUAUAAAGAAUAUAAGGAAAGGAUGGGGCAUUCUGAGCCCAUCUCUAUAAAAUUUGAUCUUGUAAGCAUCCUGACGCAAGUGGAUGGGUUGGAGGAUUUAACUAGGCCUUUCACAAAGAAGGAGAUGGAUGAUAGUGAUUUCUACCAAUUAGCAGCUGAUUUCUACAAUGAGACCAUUCAGUUGAGUAAUAUUAAUGGGUCUUAUAUAACGCUGGUACCAAAGAAGGCUGCUCCUCUUAAAGUGAAUGAUUUCAGGCCAAUAUCUUUGACUAAUUCAGUGGUUAAUGAAAUGGUGACACAGGGCUCUCUAUCUCUGCCCAUUGUUACAAAUGAUAAGGACUUUCCUAUUAUCCAGUAUGCAGAUGACACUUUGCUGAUUAUGCCAGCAGACAAGGUUCAAUUGCAAGCUCUAAAGGAAACCCUGAGAAAGUUUUCCAUGUCUACUGGUCUGAGCAUUAAUUUUGAUAAGUCACAGAUGCAUCACGAACCAUAUCAUUUCCAACGGAAUUUGGUUUUUGCCCCGUUGCUAAGUGAGUCACGCCCUCCUCGCCCCCUUUCUUCUCAAAUACUCCGCUACUACAGUAGUACUACUUCUCAUCUCUGUCGGAAUUCACCGCCUGCCUGCUGUAUCUCUGCUUCCACAGCGGCCAUGGCGAUGCCUCGAUCUCUCCUCCUCUUCCUCCUUCUGGCCACUCCCUUCCUCCUCGUCUCCGUCUCCGCCUCCGCCGCCGCCGCCGCCGCCCGCGACGACGACCUGGACUACAUCAUCGACAACGCCGACGACAUCGCCGCCGACGACCCCGAGGGCUGGCUCCAGGAGGGCUCCCCUUCCGACGACGACGACGAAGACCUCUUCGAGGACCCCGACCCCUCCUCCUCCUCCUCCGACGCCGAGAUCGACGAGACCCACGUCGUGCCCCUCACCGCCGCCAACUUCUCCUCCUUCCUCGCCGCGCGCCGCCACGCCAUGGUCGAGUUCUACGCGCCCUGGUGCGGCCACUGCCGCGCGCUCGCGCCGGACUACGCCGCCGCCGCCACCCACCUCGCCCUCCACAACCUCGACGUCGCGCUCGCCAAGGUCGACGCCACCGACGAGGCGGAGCUCGCGGAGCAGUACGGUGUGCAGGGAUUCCCCACCCUACUCUUCUUCAUCGACGGCGUGCACAAGGACUACACCGGCGAGAGGACCAAGGAUGCCAUCGUCGCCUGGAUCACGAAGAAGCUCGGGCCCGGGGUGCAGAACAUCACCACCGCCGACGAAGCCGAGAGGAUCGUCACCGGCGACGACACCGCCGUUCUCGCCUUCCUCGAGUCCCUCUCGGGUUCUCACAGCGAUGAGCUUGCUGCUGCUUCAAGGCUGGAAGACACCGUCAACUUUUACCAGACCGCUAGCCCUGAUGUAGCUAAGCUUUUCCACAUUGACCCUGAGUCCAAGCGCCCAGCCGUAGUCUUGCUUAAGAAGGAGGAGGAGAAAGUGACCAUAUACGAUGGUGAGUUCAGAGCAUCUGCCAUUGCUGAGUUUGUGUCGGCGAACAAGCUUCCAUUGAUCACCAUCCUCACACAGGAGAACGCCCCUGCAAUCUUUGAAAGCCAAAUCAAGAAGCAGGUUUUACUAUUUGCUGUUGCAAGCGAGGCCUCAAAAUUUCUGCCCAUCUUUAAGGAAGCAGCAAAACCAUUCAAGGGAGAGCUUUUAUUUGUCUUUGUGGAGCGAGACAGUGAGGAAGUUGGUGAACCUGUUGCCAAUUACUUUGGAAUUACUGGACAAGAGACCACAGUUCUUGCUUACACUGGGAAUGAAGACGCUAAGAAGUUUUUCCUUAGUGGUGAAAUUUCACUGGACAACAUUAAGGAAUUUGCGCAAGAUUUCCUUGAGGACAAGCUCACACCAUUCUACAAGUCUGACCCAGUACCUGAAUCUAACGAAGAGGAUGUCAAAGUUGUUGUUGGCAAGAAUUUAGAUCAAAUAGUUCUGGAUGAAUCAAAAGAUGUGCUUCUGGAGAUAUAUGCACCAUGGUGUGGGCAUUGUCAGACACUAGAGCCUACUUACAACAAGCUGGCCAAGCUUCUUCAUGGCAUCGACUCCCUUGUAAUAGCCAAAAUGGAUGGCACAAACAACGAGCACCCUCGUGCCAAGCCUGAUGGAUUCCCCACGAUACUCUUUUUUCCAGCUGGGAAGAAAGGCUUUGAGCCUAUAACUUUUGAGGGGGACAGGACGAUUGUGGAAAUGUACAGGUUCAUCAAGAAGCAUGCUGGCAUCCCUUUCAAGUUGAAGCGCCCAGACUCGUCGGCAGCACACACUGAGAGCUCAGGUUCGACCCCUGCUCAUGAGGAGAGCUCCGGUUCAAACCUGAAGGAUGAGUUGUAGGGCAUCACAUCAUUGGACCACUCAAUGCUGGCGACAAGUUUUGAGGUUCCGCGAUCGGGAGGUGGAUAGCUAGGUGUCAGCUUUGGGCAGUUGGAAGUGUAUGUUGAGAAUACAAACAUUAGAAUCGAAUGAAUAAAAGCAAGAAAUACUUUGCUUA
This is a messenger RNA of Lolium perenne, 2794 nucleotides long. RefSeq names its product protein disulfide isomerase-like 1-4. Gene Ontology annotation, cellular component: endoplasmic reticulum. Lineage: Eukaryota; Viridiplantae; Streptophyta; Magnoliopsida; Poales; Poaceae. The record is from RefSeq and is a predicted model, not a curated record. Gene Ontology annotation, molecular function: protein disulfide isomerase activity. Gene Ontology annotation, biological process: protein folding; response to endoplasmic reticulum stress.